AUGUGUAUAUUAUUAGCAACGACAGCUCAUCCAGACUAUGAAUUAAUCUUAAUAUCAAACAGAGACGAGUUCCUGCAGAGGAAAACUCACACAUCAUGUUGGCAUAAUGAUGAUUUUAUCUUAUCCCCGUACGAUAUGGCUAAAGAAUGUAAAUAUAAUGAUAAGAAAGUCUUUGGAACGUGGUUAGGAAUUAAUAAAGAUGGUAAGAUUGCCACUGUCUUGAAUUUAAAGUUAAACAAAUCUUUGAGUUUGAAACAAUUAGUAGCACCUAAAUCAAGAGGAAUGUUACCAUUUGUUUAUUUAUCAGAUAUGACAGAGGAUAGUUUUGCUGAAUGGGAUGGUUAUGACAAUUUUACUAAAAAAUAUCCAGGGUUACAAUCUACUGGUGAUUUCAAUUUAUUCUAUGGUGAUGUGAAACGGAAACAAUAUAGAAUUAUGGAUUCAAUAGGAAAUACCGUUUCAACUUUGAAUUCUAAUUGUCAAUAUCUUGUGGUAUCUAAUGAUGUGUUUACAUGCAAUGGUCAACUAGGAGAAUUACAGAGUAAUAUCAAACGUGAAGGGAAACAACCGUGCUUGCAAUCUAAAAUAGAAACAUGGGGCAAAGUUAAACUUGGUACAGCUUUAUUACAAAGUUUGGUCAAUAAAUCCAUUGUUGAGAAACAAGAUGAAGAUACGAUAAUAUCAGAGUGUUUUAAACUUUCAUCAACGUGUUCUGUGACAGUGGAGGACCAUUGUAAAUUUCAUCAGAAUUCUACUUUACCAAAUGAAACAAUCCUUGUACCUCCAUUACGAUGUAAAAUAACAGAUGAUGUUGGAACUUCUUUGCCCAUUGGAGAAUAUUAUGGUACAAGAUCUCAAAUUGUCAUACUAAUAAAAAGGGGUACUUAUGAAGUAAAAUUUGCAGAACAUGUCAUUUACACUUCAGAUUCUGAUAUCAAAACAUUCUCACCAGCUAAUCCAAAAGAAACUGUACGCUUCGAUUUCACCUUGAAUCGAUGA
This is a messenger RNA of Naumovozyma dairenensis CBS 421, 999 nucleotides long. RefSeq lists its product as uncharacterized. Gene Ontology annotation, cellular component: Golgi apparatus. The transcript has a single exon. The coding region runs from base 1 to 999 and encodes 332 amino acids. Gene Ontology annotation, biological process: protein secretion; Golgi organization. Lineage: Eukaryota; Fungi; Ascomycota; Saccharomycetes; Saccharomycetales; Saccharomycetaceae. The record is from RefSeq and is a predicted model, not a curated record.